ACAGUGGUGGCAGUACUCAUGGCUGGUCCCCUGUGGCGGGCCAUAGCUUUUGUCCAGAGACACAAGACAGGCUUCUUGGUGACUUCCUGUGCAGGCCUGUUUGGGGCCCAGAUCUCUCCCCACCUCUUCCCAGUUCCUGCGAUCCAAUGGCUUUACCAGUACUGGCCUCAGGGCCAGCCUGCCCCGCUCUCCCCAGAGCUUCAGUCGCUGUUCUUAGAGGUGUUAGAGGACAUGGGUGUCUCCCCGAACCAUAACUUUGAGGCCUUCACCACCUUCACCUUCUUGCCCAUGAGUGCUGGCUUCCCUAGACUAGCUUCUGGAGCAAUGGUUGGCAUCCCUGCCACCUUCCUGGGAGGCCCAGUGAUCGACACGGACCAGCCAAUAGUGAUCCAUGGGCACAAAGUACACUGGCAGAGUCCUGCAGGCAUCCGGCUCAAAAAUGCUCUGAUCCUGUCCCACGACGCCAAGAAGUUUGCAUUGGCCAGGGAGGUGGCCUAUCUGGAGAGUGGCACAGCUGCCCUGCAGGCCCUCCCUGCCCCAGCUUGCCUGGUAGGAACCUGGACCUUAAGUGUGAGUGCCAAGCAUGCCCUCGGGCUCUAUGGCGGCCCCCUGCGCUUCCGGGUGGCCUUCAACUUGCUGGCAAUGGUAGGCGGCUUUGUGGCUUACGCCUUCUGCACAGACUCUCUCGCUCACGCCCUGGAGGCCUGGCUGGACCGCCGCACAGCCUCGCUGUCUGCAGCCUACGCCCGGGGUGGGGUGGAGUUCUACGACCAGGUCCUGUCGGGCAACUUAGCCCUGCGCAGUCUGCUGGGCAAGGAGGGCGAGAAGCUCUAUACCCCCAGCGGGAACGUCAGUCCCCGCAGCUGGUUCCGUAUCAAGCACCUGCCCUACACCACUCGGCGGGAUGUCGUGCUGCACACGUGGAGGGCGAAGCUCAGCGCAGACCGGUCCUGACGGGAGCAUGUUGCAAGGACACUUGGAGCUGGGCAGGACCACGGUGCUGCUGGCUGGCAGGAGUCGGGGUGGCAGGGAGAGGUGGGUUCUCAAGGGGUUGGGUUCUCUGCCCCCCUGUAGCCCAGACUCAGAAAAAUCAGAGACGUUGGAAGUUAAACAGCCUUGAUGCUACCCCCCACCCACCAGUUAAGAUCUCAGUCUCCCUGGGCAGAGCCCUCUGAAUGUGAGCCUGGCGUCCCCAGCUGCAGAAUGGGGACCCUGUCAACG
Messenger RNA from Sorex fumeus (smoky shrew), 1221 nucleotides. RefSeq names its product transmembrane protein 177 (gene TMEM177). The coding region runs from base 19 to 954 and encodes 311 amino acids. NCBI's taxonomy places the organism in Eukaryota, Metazoa, Chordata, Mammalia, Eulipotyphla, Soricidae. The transcript has a single exon. The record is from RefSeq and is a predicted model, not a curated record.